Humulus lupulus (European hop) is the source of this 480-nucleotide messenger RNA. RefSeq lists its product as uncharacterized. The record is from RefSeq and is a predicted model, not a curated record. The coding region runs from base 1 to 480 and encodes 159 amino acids. The transcript has 5 exons. NCBI's taxonomy places the organism in Eukaryota, Viridiplantae, Streptophyta, Magnoliopsida, Rosales, Cannabaceae.
AUGAAGGCUCAACAGGGGCCCGCUACAGUUGGUCUUCUUCUAUUCAACCAAAAGAGAGAGAUCCAUAGUAGGAACAAGAAGGACAUGGAGUUUAUAGCUAAAAGGUAUGGUGCUUUGCAGGAAGUAGACAGAGUCAUUGAUUAUGCUGAGUUCCAUGAUAAACGUCUUAUUCCUCUCCCCAGGUCAGCAAAGGAAAAUUUUGAGUUGGCUCUAGAGGCAGACAACUCAAACACCUAUGCCAGAUAUUGGUUGUCCAGAUUGCAUAUGAAAUAUCAUGUUCCUGGAGCAUGUAAAGCAGUGGGUGCUGCAUUGUUAGUAGAAGCUGAAAACAAGCGUGAUAAAAAUGCUCAAUAUGAACUGGGUUGCUGGUUGAGAGUUGAGUUUUGUGGAACGUCUUUGCCUCAUUUAGUGGCCAGUUCAGACAUUAUACUUGUAUAUUGUGAUGUCUUUCUUUGGAGCAAUGCUAGACAAAGUUUGUAG